Messenger RNA from Paramecium tetraurelia, 1152 nucleotides. RefSeq lists its product as uncharacterized. The transcript has 3 exons. The record is from RefSeq and is a predicted model, not a curated record. Lineage: Eukaryota; Ciliophora; Oligohymenophorea; Peniculida; Parameciidae.
AUGAAAGUAGCUAAACAAUAGAAGAAAUAGUCAAUUUGGGAUUAGGUUAAAAAUGAAGAGAAGGAUUUCUAUUUCAAUUACCUGUAGAAGAAAUCGAGGAAUCUCCAGAAGAAAUUAAAGGACAUCGCCGAUUUAGAAGAAUUAUCAAAGACCAAGGAAUUAAAGGCAGAAUAAGUUCAAAAGAUUUAAAGCAAAGAAGAAAACAAUGAAAAAGUAAAGGAAUUAGAAGCCUAAUUAUCCAACUGGCUAUCAGCAAAGAAGGAAGCAGAAUAAAGUGGAACACUCCUCACCCAAGAAGCAUUCAUUCUCAUUUUAGAGCAUUUGUCUGAAAAUCAAGACACUGUUGCCCUUCUCUCUCAAGACCAUAAUUCACUUUAUGAACUUGCUAAACUACUUUAAAAUAGAGUGAAUGGGUAAUUGAGAAAGAAAGAUCAACCAUGGAAAGGUUUGAAUUUGAAACAUUAAGCACAUUCUGAACACCCCAAACAAGUCGAAGUGGUCUAGCCAUUAAAAUAAGAAACCCCUUAACCCUAAGAUAUUGUUGAAACCCACAAGGAAUAGACACAAUAACAGGAAUAAUAUGUUUUGAUUAAAUCUAGUCCAAAAAAAUCAUUCCAAGAAGAAACUAGAACUUAAGUACAUCAAACCUUAGAUUAAUAACCUAAUCAACAUUCGGAUGAUACUUAAUAGUAAGAAAACACCAAUUUAGUACCAAAUACCAAUCAACCUUAGGAAUAAUCAUAAUAGCCAGAUCAACAUGAAAAACAAGACAAUCAAGAGAAAACUCAUUAACAUAGAGAAGGUCAUAGAUAACAUUAUUAACAUGAUAAUUAAAGAAAAGGCUAUAAGAAGAAUUAUCAUCAAGAUAAUAAUUAUGAUAGAAGAAAUAAUGGGGAUGACCAUAAAAAUAGACCUUAUAGAGGAAACAGACAAUAUUAAAAUAGGGACAGAUAAUAGAAGGAAGAAUGGUAAGAAAAGAAGGAAGUAGUAGAAUAAUAAUAGGAUAAUUAAAGCUAACAUAGUUCGGAUGAAGAAUAUAUUACCAUUGAACGCAGAUAAAAAAAACCAUAACAUAAACCAUAGAGAGGUGGAAAUAGAAAUAGAUAAUAGAGGUAAGGAGACACUCAACAGAAUGUAAAUGUCGAAUAAUGA